AUGGAGGGGCUCUGGUAUAACAGCAAGUUCUACAACAGCCCAGAGGACUUGGCUCAGAAAUAUGCAGCGCCCUUCUCGGGACAGAGCACCGGAAAGGGACCCCCACAGUCACCUGUGUUUGAAGGUGUCUAUAAUAAUUCCAGGAUGCUGCAUUUCCUAACUGCUGUGGUGGGUUCUACUUGUGAUGUAAAGGUGAAAAAUGGCACCACUUACGAGGGCAUUUUUAAGACUCUGAGCUCAAAGUUUGAACUGGCAGUAGACGCAGUGCACCGGAAAGCAUCUGAGCCAGCAGGUGGGCCUCGGCGGGAAGACAUUGUGGACACCAUGGUGUUUAAACCAAGCGAUGUUCUUCUUGUCCACUUCCGAAAUGUUGACUUCAAUUAUGCUACUAAAGACAAGUUCACUGACUCAGCCAUUGCCAUGAACUCUAAGGUGAAUGGAGAACACAAAGAGAAGGUGCUUCAAUGCUGGGAGGGCGGUGACAGCAACAGUGAUGACUACGACCUGGAAUCCGAUAUGUCCAAUGGAUGGGAUCCCAACGAGAUGUUCAAAUUUAAUGAAGAGAACUAUGGGGUGAAGACCACUUAUGACAGCAGUCUAUCUUCUUACACGGUUCCCUUGGAAAAGGACAACUCAGAAGAAUUUCGGCAGCAGGAGUUACGUGCAGCUCAGUUGGCUCGAGAGAUUGAGUCAAGUCCCCAGUACCGCCUACGGAUUGCCAUGGAAAAUGAUGAUGGUCGAACAGAGGAGGAAAAGCACAGUGCAGUUCAGCGGCAGGGGUCUGGGCAGGAGAGCCCCAGCUUGGUGUCCAGGGAGGGGAAAUAUAUCCCUCUGCCUCAACGAGUUCGAGAAGGUCCCCAGGGAGGAGUUCGAUGCAGUGGUUCUCGAGGAGGGCGGCCUGGCCUUAGCUCUUUGCCCCCUCGUGGCCCUCACCAUCUUGACCACAGCACCCCUGGCCCUGGGUCUGAGGCACGUGGUAUAAAUGGAGGCCCUUCCCGCAUGUCUCCAAGGCCUUUGAGAGGUGCCAAGACUUUAUCUUCUCCCAACAAUAGGCCUUCUGGAGAAUCGUCCGUUCCUCCAACACCUGCAGCUCUCCCUUUUCUUCCAGUGGGCCGGAUGUACCCUCCACGGUCUCCCAAGUCUGCUGCUCCCGCCCCAGUCUCCGCUUCCUGUCCUGAGCCUCCCAUUGGUUCAGCAGUAGUGUCCUCUGCCUCCAUCCCUGUGACAUCAUCAGUUGUGGAUCCUGGAGCAGGCUCUAUUUCCCCAGCAUCACCCAAAAUCUCCCUGGCCCCCACAGAUGUAAAAGAACUUCCGACCAAGGAGCCCGGUAGGACUUUGGAGGCCCAAGAACUGGCCCGAAUAGCUGGGAAAGUUCCUGGCCUUCAGAAUGAACAAAAACGAUUUCAGUUGGAAGAAUUGAGAAAGUUUGGAGCCAAAUUUAAGCUUCAACCUAGUAGCUCCCUAGAUCCAUUUCCUUCCCGGAUCUUAAAAGAAGAGGCCAAAGGAAAGGAGAAGGAAGUGGAUGGCCUAUUGACUUCAGAUCCCAUGGGAUCCCCAGUUUCUUCAAAGACAGAAUCCAUAUUGGAUAAGGAAGACAAACCACCCCUGGCAGCAGUAGGGGUUACUGAGGGGCCAGAGCAGCUCCCACCAUCUUGCCCCAGCCAAACUGGCAGUCCCCCAGUGGGCCUCAUCAAGGGAGAUGACAAAGAGGAGGGCCCUGUUACUGAACAAGUAAAGAAGUCUACUUUGAACCCCAAUGCCAAGGAGUUCAAUCCAACAAAGCCUCUGCAGUCUGUGAACAAAUCUACCAGUACUCCAACUUCACCAGGGCCCCAUACUCACUCAACACCUUCCAUACCGGUGCUGACAGCAGGCCAGAGUGGGCUCUACAGUCCCCAGUACAUCUCAUAUAUACCUCAGAUCCACAUGGGACCAGCUGUGCAGGCGCCUCAGAUGUAUCCAUAUCCUGUUUCCAAUUCGGUGCCUGGGCAGCAGGGCAAGUACCGGGGUGCAAAAGGCUCACUUCCCCUGCAGCGCUCAGACCAACACCAGCCAGCCUCCGCCCCUCCGAUGAUGCAGGCUGCUGCUGCUGCUGCUGGCCCACCCCUGGUGGCUGCUACACCUUAUUCUUCCUACAUCCCCUACAACCCACAGCAGUUCCCAGGCCAGCCUGCCAUGAUGCAGCCCAUGGCGCACUACCCUUCACAGCCGGUGUUUGCCCCUAUGCUUCAAAGUAACCCACGAAUGUUGACAUCGGGAAGCCACCCCCAGGCCAUUGUGUCAUCCUCCACUCCUCAGUACCCCUCUGCAGAGCAGCCUACCCCUCAAGCCCUCUAUGCCACUGUUCACCAGUCCUAUUCACACCAUGCUACACAGCUCCAUGGCCACCAGCCGCAGCCAGCCACCACACCUACUGGGAGCCAACCACAGUCCCAGCAUGCGGCCCCUAGUCCUGUUCAGCACCAGGCAGGGCAGGCCCCACACCUGGGCAGUGGACAGCCACAGCAGAAUCUGUACCAUCCAGGGGCCCUAACAGGCACGCCGCCUUCUCUACCACCGGGACCUUCUGCCCAGUCCCCUCAGAGCAGCUUUCCCCAGCCAGCUGCUGUGUAUGCCAUCCAUCCCCACCAGCAGCUGCCCCACGGCUUCACCAACAUGGCCCAUGUUCCGUCCUCGCUCAGUUGUGAACCAGCAGCCCCCCUCCCCACUGCCUCCCCAGCUCUCAGUGACCCCGACUGA
Phodopus roborovskii (desert hamster) is the source of this 2739-nucleotide messenger RNA. Its product is annotated as ataxin-2-like protein. Gene Ontology annotation, biological process: amine metabolic process; cytoplasmic stress granule assembly. Gene Ontology annotation, cellular component: cytoplasmic stress granule. Gene Ontology annotation, molecular function: copper ion binding; primary methylamine oxidase activity; quinone binding. Lineage: Eukaryota; Metazoa; Chordata; Mammalia; Rodentia; Cricetidae. The record is from RefSeq and is a predicted model, not a curated record.